CGUCUCUUUCACCCCCACACCGCGCGUCCCCCCCGGGCCGGCCAGCCCCUGCCUCCCUCGACCCCCUUCUCCAAUGCCCCUCCAUCCAAUGCUUCGCUUCCUUCGGUACGCUCGGUAGACUAGCUAGCCUAGCUUCCUGAUCGAUCGGCCGUGCCCGGGCGCCUCCUCCGCGGCAGUGCAUGCAUGUAUGCGCGCGGGUACGUGCUGCUGAUCGAGGUGAGUGUUUACGUUUAAGAGCUGGCAAGGAUCAAUGCCGGACGCGGAGGGGCAGUCGCCGUGGGCGACAGGGGGGAGGCGGCCGCACUUCUUCAAGGUGCUUAUCGGCGACUUCCAGAAGCGCCUGAAGAUCCCGCCAAACUUCUGCAAGCACAUCCCCUGGGAGGCGUCAACGAAGGCCAAGAAGAGCCUGAAGGAGGCGUCGUCGUCCAUGGCGGCCACCCUGGAGGGCCCCAGCGGCCGAACGUGGCCGGUGGUCAUCCGCCGGACCGCCGCCGAGGGCACCUUCUUCGCCUCGGGCUGGACCAAGUUCGUGCAGGACCAGGCGCUGCGGGAGCUGGACUUCCUCGUCUUCCGGCACGACGGCGGCACGCGCUUCGCCGCCAUGGUGUUCGACAAGACAGCCUGCGAGCGGGAGGACCUCCUGCGCCUCGGCGAGGAUGGGCCGCGCAAGAAACGGGGCCGGCCGAGGAAGGCCUCGUCGCGUGAUGAUACGGUUGGCAAGGAGCUGGUGCCGUACUGUGGUGCGCCUGGCGACCGGCAGCCGCAAGUCGCGUGCCCCAAUUCAACGGUGGAGCUCGGAUCAGCAGGGCAGUCCAUCGCAGCGAAAACAGAAGCGGAUACGGACGCGCACGCGCUCCCGCUUCGCUCGAACGCCGGACCGUCGCAGAAGCGCCACGGGCCAGACGCCGAUCAGGACGGGUGCCCGGCGAAGACGCGGAGCAUUCAGGACGACCUGGCCGUGGCCGCCGGCAUCCCCCCUUCCGUCCGUCGCUACAACGGCUACGUGUCCCGGCGGCGCCCCGUGACGUGCGCCGAGCGGCAGCGCGCCACGGAGAUCGCGCGCUCCUUCCGGUCCUCCCUCCCGCACUGCGUCAUCCGCAUGAGCACCAUGCACGUCUACUACUCCUUCAUGAUGAGGUUCCCGACGGGGUUCUCGCGGCAGCACCUGCCGCGGGAGAGGGCGGAGAUGGCGCUCCGGGACCCGGACGGCAAGGCGUGGGCGGUGCUCUACAUCCCCAACACGAGGGACCGGCUGUCCCGCGGCUGGUGCGCCUUCGCGCGCGGGAACUGCCUCGAGGAAGGGGACUGCUGCGUGUUCGAGCUCGUCGGGGCGGCCGAGUUCCGCGUCCACAUCUUCAGGGUGGUCGAGCCGCCCGUGCCGGCGGUCAGGCUCCGGAUAGCUUGAUCAACAGCAAAAUGAACGAGAAAUUGUGUGCCUUGGUACUGAGCAAUCCAGAGGGGAUUUACUGCACACCUUGGCAAUGCAGUGUACGGUAUCCCAAAUGAAAUAAUGCUGUUUUUUCCGCUGCUGAA
Molecule: messenger RNA, 1533 nt
Organism: Brachypodium distachyon (stiff brome)
Lineage: Eukaryota; Viridiplantae; Streptophyta; Magnoliopsida; Poales; Poaceae
Product: B3 domain-containing protein Os01g0723500
Exons: 4
Coding region: 251-1405 (384 amino acids)
Molecular function (GO): DNA binding
Source: RefSeq, a predicted model, not a curated record